GAUGGAAUCCCAUCCUCACCUGGAUUUCUCCAACGAACUUCGCAAUUACACAACAAGACACGCUUGCACUUCGUUAUAAAGACACAUUAACGUGGAUUUUCGAUGAUCCUAGUUUUCUGAAUUGGCUUAACGGAUCAAUUAGAUUUCUGUGGUGUUUCGGAAUUCCUGGCGCAGAGAAAACUAUAUUGGC
Cladophialophora psammophila CBS 110553 is the source of this 190-nucleotide messenger RNA. RefSeq lists its product as uncharacterized. The transcript is spliced from 2 exons. NCBI's taxonomy places the organism in Eukaryota, Fungi, Ascomycota, Eurotiomycetes, Chaetothyriales, Herpotrichiellaceae. The record is from RefSeq and is a predicted model, not a curated record. The annotation marks the transcript as partial.